Messenger RNA from Rhizopus microsporus ATCC 52813, 1719 nucleotides. RefSeq names its product malic enzyme. Gene Ontology annotation, biological process: pyruvate metabolic process; malate metabolic process. The transcript has 6 exons. Gene Ontology annotation, cellular component: mitochondrion. The record is from RefSeq and is a predicted model, not a curated record. Gene Ontology annotation, molecular function: malate dehydrogenase (decarboxylating) (NAD+) activity; NAD binding. Lineage: Eukaryota; Fungi; Mucoromycota; Mucoromycetes; Mucorales; Rhizopodaceae. The coding region runs from base 1 to 1719 and encodes 572 amino acids.
AUGACAAUUGAUAAUAAAGAACCAUCAAAAAGCCUUUUGGCCAGAUCAGGCUAUCUUAAUGAAGGCACCGCAAUGGAUCCAAAGAAACGUCAAGAGCUUGGCUUGAAUGGUCUUUUACCUGCAAAAAUAGAGACAUUGGACAUUCAAAAGAAGCGAUGUCUACACGUCCUUCGAUCAAAAUCAAAUAUGCUUGAAAAAUAUAUAUUAUUGGCUCAGUUAAGAACAAGUAAUGUUCGUCUCUUUUACAAGAUUGUCAUGGAUGAAUUGGAGGAACUUGCUCCCAUCAUCUACACUCCGACUGUAGGCACAGCAUGUCUUGAGUACUCUACCAUUUACCCAUUCUUGGCUGCACCUGGUGUGCCCGAUGGAUUAUAUCUCACCAAGGCAGAUUUCCCCACACUCAUCCAAACGAUAAAGAAUUACAAAUCCGAAUUUGAUCCUCAGAUUGCUGUCAUCUCAGAUGGUUCACGUAUUCUAGGUCUUGGUGACCUCGGCUCAAAUGGCAUUGGUAUCCCCAUUGGUAAACUACAGCUCUAUGUUGCUGGUGCUGGAAUUGACCCUCGACGUACAUUACCCAUCAUCCUUGACUUGGGAACAAACAAUGAAAAAUUGUUAAAUGAUGAGUUUUACAUUGGUCUUAAGCAAAAGAGACCUAAUGACGAAGAGUUUUAUGAAACAGUCGACAUUGUGAUACAAGCACUCUAUACAGUGUAUCCAAACUUGCUUCUUCAAUUUGAGGAUUGGUCAUCCGAGCACGCCUUUGGUUUACUCGAAAAGUAUAAGAAUAAAAUUCUAUGCUUUAAUGACGACAUUCAAGGCACAGGGGCAGUCAUUUUAUCAGGCAUCAUCAAUGCUAUCCGUAAAGUACAGGCUGAGGACUGUGUGUCACCAAACAGCCACCGUAUUGUGUUCUAUGGAGCAGGUUCUGCUGCCAUUGGUGUAGCUCGUCAGAUACAAGACUAUUUCCAAUUUGAGCAUGGACUAUCCGAAGAAGAAGCCAGAAACUUAUUUUGGAUUGUAGACUCCAAGGGUCUAGUCACAAAAAGUAGAGGAGACAAGCUUGCACAGCAUAAGGUGUAUUAUGCAAGAGAGGAUAACGAUGAGCAAGAAUACAAGCAAUUGAUAGACAUUGUUAAUUACGUGAAGCCAACAAUACUCAUCGGUCUUUCAUCCACGACGGGGGCAUUUAAUGAGCAAGUGCUGCAUCGAAUGGGUGAAUUGAAUCAACAACCGAUUAUUUUCCCAUUAUCUAACCCAGCCACACAAGCAGAGUGCACGUUUGAACAAGCCAUGGAAGCCACCGACUAUCGUGUUAUUUUUGCCUCUGGUACAGCCUUCCCUGCAUAUACAAUCCCUUCCACAGGAGAGAUCAGAUACCCUGGUCAAGGCAACAAUAUGUAUAUCUUUCCUGGAUUAGGUCUAGGUGCAAUUUUAUCUCGUCCUCGUCAUAUCACAGACCGCAUGAUAUAUGCUGCAGCCAAAGCAUUAGCCGAAUCGCUUACAGUAGAGGAACGUCAGCAAGGCUGGCUCUACCCUUCACUCAAGCGUAUCCGUGCUGUUUCUUGUAGUGUGGCAACUGCUGUAUGUCAAGAAGCUAUCAACGAAAACCUAGCAACAGUUUCCAUGACCAAUAUUGAAGACUAUGUUACAUCUCAUAUGUGGUCACCUACGAAUGACCCAUAUGGGACACUAUACUCGGAAAUUCAUGCAAGUUUAUAA